Miscanthus lutarioriparius is the source of this 780-nucleotide messenger RNA. NCBI's taxonomy places the organism in Eukaryota, Viridiplantae, Streptophyta, Magnoliopsida, Poales, Poaceae. The record is from the annotation of a GenBank genome assembly.
AUGAUUUGCCUCAAAGCCUUCUCAUCCCCUCUCAACCUCCCGACCCUCCGCCGCCUCACCCCCACCUCCUCCCUCCGCGUCGCCGCCGCCGCCAUGUCGUCCUCCUCCGCAGUCGCCACCCCAAUCGAGCACUUCGUGCUCUUCAAGGCCCGCCCGGAGGCGGUGGCCUCAGGCGCCACGGCAGCGAUGAUCUCCUCGCUGCAGGCGCUCGCCACGGCCGUCCCGGGCCUGGCCUACAUCCACGCGGGGCCGGUGCUCCGCCUCCGGUCCCCGGCCGCGGAGGCGCUGGGCCCCACGCACCUCCUCCAUAGCCGCUACGCCACCAAGGAGGACCUGGCGUCCUACGCGACGCACCCGGCGCACGUGGCCGCCGUGCAGGGCCACGCCCUCCCCAACGUGCUCGACACCACCGCCGUCGACUGGGUCAACGCCGCGCCGCUCCCGUCCCCCGCGGCCCCCGGCAGCGCCGUGCGCCUCACGCUGGCGAAGGCGAAGGAAGGCGUGGAGGUCGCGCAGCUCGUGGAGAAGGUGGCCGCCGCGACCAAGGCCGCCGGGGACGCCAAGGGCGCUAAGGUGAGCUUCGGGGAGAACUUCUCCCCCGCGCGGGCCAAGGGGUACCAGUUCGGGAUGGUGGCGGUGUUCGACAGCGUGGAGGAGCUGGACGCCGUGGAGGGGGACGGCAAGGUCGAGGAGGCCAAGGCCGCGGUCAGGCCGCUGUUGGACGAGGUGAUGGUCCUGGACUUCGUCGUCGGAGAUGCUCCAACGCCUGCGAGCCUCUGA